CAGACUAAUAAGAGUUCCUGAAAUAUAUCGAAGACUGUUAUCUAUUGGAAUGUGGAUUAGUUACACUUGUUCACAAUGUUACUCAUUAAGAAUUCAAUCCUGUUAAUGUUUAUAACUUAUUCUUCGGCUGCAGAACAAAGUUUGUUUCACAGUGAAGACAACAUUGUGGCUUACGUGACAAAAUGGUCAGAGCUUGCUUAUAAAUUUGGAGCAAAGAGAAAUUUUUCUGAGACACAUCAAGAAAAUGAACCAGGGAGAUUUAUACGAGCUGCACCGAACAGCAAUUCAUCAGGAAGAUUGAUAAAAAACAAUUCUCCUGGGGCUUAUUACUUUGAUUAUCUGGUGAAAGAACCAAAUGGGGAUUUACAAUUUCAUAUUCAACGAAGAUUUGAAAAUGGAACGGUAGUAGGAGUCUAUGCAGUUGGAGUUGACUGGGAAAGGUACAUAACAGUUAUGUAUAUAGCUGAUGCCAACGGAUAUCGUGCGGAAGUCUCUAAAAAUGAAGCUGAUUCUUUGGGUAAGCAUGUUGGAAUACGUGCAGAAAGAAAAAAUGGAAGGGUGGAAUUUUCUGUUUGGUCAAUAAAAAGCAUGGCAGGCGUUGCACAUAAUCUGUUCACUUCAGGAAAAGACUCCAAGAAAGACGAUGAUGAAGAGGAUGAUACGUAUGAAGAAUGAAAUCUAUCGUAACAGCAUACAUUUACUAAU
Argiope bruennichi is the source of this 705-nucleotide messenger RNA. RefSeq lists its product as uncharacterized. The record is from RefSeq and is a predicted model, not a curated record. The transcript has 4 exons. The coding region runs from base 76 to 675 and encodes 199 amino acids. NCBI's taxonomy places the organism in Eukaryota, Metazoa, Arthropoda, Arachnida, Araneae, Araneidae.